This is a messenger RNA of Homarus americanus (American lobster), 672 nucleotides long. RefSeq lists its product as uncharacterized. NCBI's taxonomy places the organism in Eukaryota, Metazoa, Arthropoda, Malacostraca, Decapoda, Nephropidae. The transcript has a single exon. The record is from RefSeq and is a predicted model, not a curated record. Bases 1 to 672 code for a protein of 223 amino acids. Gene Ontology annotation, molecular function: nucleic acid binding.
AUGUGGGGCGUCAAUCAUGACAACUCGUCUCCACAUCACCCGCAAUCGAACGGGCAUGCCAAAACUUGUGUUCAACAAGUAAAACAACUUAUCAUGAAAACUACUACCAACGGUAACCUAGACGAUGAAGACUUCGACCGUGGUCUUUUGGAGAUAUGCAACACGCCCCGUCCAGAUGGCAGGUCUCCAGCACAGAUUCUACUUGGCCGCCCUUUACGGACGGCGAUGCUAGCACACAGUUCGUUUGCUCCCGAGUGGCAAGACGUAGCGGAUGAUUGUGACGGUCGCCAACUCACCCUCAAACAGAAGUCUGAGCAGUAUUACAACCACUCCGUUCGGUCCCUGGCCCCCCUCAGAGUUGGUGCUGCCGUACAUAUCCAGGACCAUGUUUCGAAGCGCUGGGACAAAGUCGGGACUGUAUUCGGUGUUGGUCGCCACAGUGACUACCAUAUGAAACUGCCUAGUGGUCGCUUGUGUUGGCGUAACCGCUUCUUACAGCCACAUCACUCAUCAGCCUAUGAUACCACCAAGUCCAUGGACAUCCCCGAGGCGUCACCAACACCUCAGACGCCGGAGCCGUCAAAGCGUCAAGUUUGCUUUUCCCUGCCACUUGAGGCACCCAGCUGUCAAACCCAUUGCCAUCGCAGAUGUCCUGACCGUCUGGACCUCUAG